CACGGGCGUGGAUGCUCCCUUCACCUGGCCUUUGGAGACUCAGUUGCAUUUUAAUGGAGGCAGCAGCUGCUGGGUGAGCAGCGGGAGACUGUAAAGUACUCCUCCCGGCAGCAAAGGAUUGCCCCCUUCCUCCAUCACCACCACUGCAUUGCUGGCGGCGCUUUUCCCUCUUUACCCCUUCACUCCUGAAGAGAGAAGAUGCCACUGCCAUUUGGUUUGAAACUGAAACGCACCCGGCGCUACACGGUGUCCAGCAAGAGCUGCCUGGUUGCGCGGAUCCAACUGCUCAAUAACGAGUUUGUGGAGUUCACCCUGUCUGUGGAGAGCACUGGCCAGGAGAGCCUGGAGGCCGUGGCCCAAAGGCUGGAGCUGCGGGAGAUCACCUACUUCAGCCUCUGGUACUACAACAAGCAAAAUCAGCGCCGGUGGAUAGAUUUGGAAAAACCUCUGAAGAAGCAGCUGGACAAGUAUGCACUGGAACCUACCAUCUAUUUCGGAGUGGUGUUUUAUGUGCCUUCAGUUUCACAGCUACAGCAGGAGAUUACCAGGUAUCAGUAUUAUCUGCAGCUGAAGAAAGAUAUCUUGGAAGGGAACAUUCCUUGUACAUUAGAACAAGCAAUUCAGCUAGCAGGCUUGGCUGUUCAAGCUGAUUUUGGUGACUUUGAUCAGUAUGAAUCCCAGGACUUUCUUCAGAAAUUUGCCUUGUUUCCUGUGGGGUGGUUACAAGAUGAAAAAGUGUUGGAAGAAGCAACUCAAAAAGUGGCCUUACUGCAUCAGAAAUACAGAGGGCUCACAGCUCCCGAUGCCGAGAUGCUGUACAUGCAGGAGGUAGAGAGAAUGGAUGGCUACGGAGAAGAGAGCUACCCUGCGAAGGAUAGCCAAGGCAGCGACAUAUCCAUUGGAGCAUGUCUUGAAGGUAUCUUUGUGAAACACAAGAAUGGAAGGCCUCCUGUGAUAUUUCGGUGGCACGACAUCGCUAACAUGUCCCACAAUAAGUCCUUUUUUGCAUUAGAGCUGGCAAAUAAAGAGGAGACCAUCCAGUUUCAGACUGAAGACAUGGAAACAGCAAAAUAUGUAUGGAGGCUCUGCGUUGCACGGCACAAAUUUUACAGACUAAAUCAGUGCAGCCUGCAAACGCAGACCGUCACAGUGAACCCAAGCAGGAGGAGGCCUUCCUCAAGGAUGUCACUGCCUAAACCCCAACCCUAUGUGAUGCCUCCCCCACCCCAGCUGCAUUAUAAUGGACAUUAUACAGAACCAUACACCUCUUCCCAAGAUAACCUCUUUGUGACCAACCAGAACGGGUGCUAUUGUCACUCUCAGACAAGUUUGGACCGAGCGCAGAUCGAGCUCAGCGGCCGGGUCCGGAACGGCAGUGUCUACAGCGCACACAGCACUAGCUCCUUGAACAACCCUCAGCCCUGCUUGCAGCCCUCGCCCAUGUCCUCCAACCCGAGCAUCACUGGGAGUGACGUCAUGAGAACCGACUACGUCCCAUCCCACCGGCACAGCGCCCUGAUACCCCCGUCUUACCGCCCAACCCCUGACUAUGAGACGGUGAUGAAGCAGCUCAACAGAGGCAUGGCGCACGCAGAGAGGCAGAGCCGCUCGCUGAGAAACCUCAGCAUCGGCAACUCGUACGCCUACAGCCGGCCCGACGCGCUGGUCUACAGCCAGCCCGAAAUUCGGGAGCACGCCCACCUCUCCUCGCCCCAGUCGGCCCACUACCCGUUCAAUCUGAACUACAGCUUCCACAGCCAGUCUCCAUACCCCUACCCCGCGGAGAGGCGGCCCGUGGUGGGCGCCGUCAGCGUGCCCGAGCUGACCAACGUGCAGCUCCAGGCCCAGGAGUACCCGGCCCCCAACAUCAUGAGGACGCAGGUGUACCGCCCGCCCCCGCCUUACCCGCCCCCGAGGCCGGCCAACAGCACCCCGGACCUGUCCCGCCACCUCUACAUCAGCAGCAGCAACCCGGAUCUCAUCACCAGGCGGGUCCACCACUCGGUCCAGACCUUCCAAGAAGACAGCUUGCCGGUGGCGCACUCUCUCCAGGAGGUCAGCGAGCCGCUGACCGCGGCCCGGCACGCCCACCUGCAGAAGCGGAACAGCAUCGAGGUGGCUGGGCUGACGCACAGCUUCGAGGGCCUGAGGCUGAAGGAGAGGACCAUGUCGGCCUCGGCCGCGGACGUGGCGCCGCGGGCUAUCAGCGCAGGCUCGCAGCCAAAUGUUUUCAUCGAAAGAACAAAGCGAGGAGAGCCGGACGAGCAGGAGGGCCUGAGAUACGGCCACCACAAAUCCCUUUCUGACGCCACCAUGCUGAUACACAGCAGUGAGGAGGAGGAGGAGGAUUUUGAGGAGGAAAACAAAGCACGGGCUGCGCUCUCCCUGCGGGCACCUGAGUCCCGGGGGAGUUACUCCCAAGAGCCGCCAUCUGGCUACUCCUGUGCCUCGGUCACACCGGUCGCGGGUCCUCUGCACAUUCUCGAGCCCAAGUGCCACGUCACAGAGGCUGAGCGCCGGGCGAGGGAGGGCAGCCCCGUGCGCAUGCUUGCGGAGGCCCAGCGGCCCAGGAGGGACGGGCUGCUGACUCCCUCCAUGUCCGAGUCCGACCUCACCACGUCCGGGCGGUACCGAGCGCGCAGGGACUCCCUGAAGAAGAGGCCGGUGUCAGACCUCCUGUCCGGAAAGAAGAACGUCGUGGAAGGACUCCCGCCGUUAGGGGGAAUGAAAAAGAGCCGAGUAGAUGCAAAAAAAAUCGGUCCUCUCAAAUUGGCUGCCCUGAAUGGACUCUCCCUAUCUCGAUUGCCUCUGCCUGCUGAAGGAAAGGAUGUGCCUGCCAGAGCCACCAACGAUGAGAGGUGUAAAAUCCUGGAACAGCGGUUAGAGCAGGGAAUGGUAUUCACAGAAUAUGAAAGAAUUCUUAAAAAACGGCUAGUGGACGGGGAGUGCUCGACAGCACGACUCCCUGAAAACGCAGAAAGGAAUCGAUUCCCGGAUGUCCUUCCCUAUGACGACACCAGGGUAGAGUUGGUCCCAACCAAGGAAAACAACACUGGUUACAUCAAUGCAUCGCAUAUGAAGGUCUCUGUCAGUGGAAUUGAAUGGGAUUAUAUUGCAACACAGGGACCAUUACAGAAUACCUGUCAGGAUUUUUGGCAGAUGGUGUGGGAACAGGGAAUUGCUAUUAUAGCAAUGGUGACAGCAGAAGAGGAGGGCGGCAGGGAGAAGAGCUUCAGGUACUGGCCGCGACUCGGCUCCAGGCACAACACCGUCACCUACGGAAGGUUUAAGAUCACAACCCGGUUCCGCACAGACUCUGGCUGCUAUGCCACCACAGGCUUGAAGAUGAAGCACCUUCUCACGGGCCAGGAGAGGACGGUCUGGCAUCUCCAGUACACGGACUGGCCUGAGCACGGCUGUCCAGAGGACCUCAAGGGAUUUCUGUCAUACCUCGAGGAGAUCCAGUCUGUCCGCCGCCACACCAAUAGCACGAGUGAACCGAGAAGCCCCAACCCUCCCGUGCUGGUCCACUGCAGUGCCGGCGUGGGCAGGACUGGCGUCGUCAUCCUGUCAGAGAUCAUGAUUGCCUGUCUGGAACACAAUGAGGUGCUGGACAUCCCCAGGGUGCUGGACAUGCUGAGGCAGCAGAGGAUGAUGAUGGUGCAGACCCUCUGCCAGUACACGUUUGUGUAUCGGGUUCUCAUUCAGUUCCUGAAAAGUUCAAGGCUCAUAUAAGCUCCCACGGCUUCUCAAGGGGCCCUGAUCACGGGAAGCGUUUACAGCUGAGAAAAGUGCUUUCCUGACUCGUACUUUCUCCUCCACGCUCUCCUGCGCGGAACGCUACAUCGGGCAGUUCGGUGCGCGUGGCGGUGCGCGUGGCGGUGCGCUGCGCAGGUGUGCAGAGCGCAAGGCGGAAGCGGGAGCCUUUCACCUAGGAAGGGGCGGAGAAGGCGGCCUUGGCGUCGCGGGCAUCGCCCGGCUCCGGGCUGUCUGAUUCGCAGCACUGGUACACAUUUUGGAGAUUGUAUUUUCCAGACAAUUCUGUAUUUUACUGAAGCUAUGCCCGGCCAUUGUGGCAAUCAUUAAGGAGCAUAGGUUUCUAUCUUAAACAAGUUUUUGAUAGUGGAAUUUUAUUUUAUGACUAAAAUAUUUGGGGUUUUCUUGUCGAAAAACUGAACCUUCCAUGAGGAUGAUCCACAGAUAUGAGUGGUUCCUUUAUAACUUUAUAUUUAAAACCAUGUUACUAUCUUUUAUUUUUAAAAAAUCUUGGGUACUUAAGAGUUUAGUUACCAAACUCAAACUGCAAGAAGAAUCUAAAAGUGUUAUUUUGAAGCAUUUAGACAGCAUUUUUAUAUUCAGAAAAUUUUUUAUCCUAAAAAUUCUAUAUAUUUGUACCUUCUAAACAAGAUUUCAACUCAUUAAAGUACUGAAAUGAGUCCUUUAAGGGAAAGUUGGGAAUGAAGGCACAUUAUUUAAAAAUGUAAGAGCAUAAUCAGAUUCACUAUUUUUUUCAGUAUUAUUAUUAAAUCUAAAUGAGUUUGAUUUUAUUGGUUGAAAACGAAGUAAAAAAACAAUUGCAUAGGAUGGAAGUGAAAAAACAGUUGCACUUUUGUUAAAAACAAUAAGUGUGUUUUAAUAUAUGUGUUGCUUUACAGAUGAAAUGAUAAGAGUGGACAUUGUUUCAGAAGUGUUGUAGAAGAGUAAGGCAUAAGAGUAUGUAGGGUGACUAGGACGAGAGUACGUGCAGGACGGUAACUGCGGAUGCCUUCGUGUGUACAGAAACACAGUAUUAUCUAUCCUUAGACCGAGAUGCUGGGAUGGAGAGUGGGGGCUUGACAGUAUGGAGGCUGACUCCACCCCGCAGAGGGAGGUGUCCCCGGGAAAUUCUAGGCCUGUCACUCUCAGUGACUCACUUAUUUCCUUGGAAUUCUUCCACCUAAAACUCUGUUCUUUUCUGACAAAUAAAAUCAAAAAGAAGCCUGGAAGAGGCUUUAUUUUCUUCCGGUUGAAAGAAGAGUUAGUAAUAGUUUCACCUCAUCUUCUAAAACCAUAGCCCAAACUUGCAAGGCUACCAGAAGGUGCUGUGAUAUUCAGGAGGUACGUGAGUUUUAGCUCCCUAAUCCCCUUACGUUCACCCUUCAGGUCAGUUUUAGCUUCUUAGUCCCUCCACCCCCAUCCCAGCGGGCAGAAGAAACAGGCUGAAUUAAAGAGGGAGAGUGUCGCCUUUGGCCCAGGCCAAGAUGGCCUCGUCACAGUGAGAGCUGCCGAGUAGGUAAGGACCGAUUGGUACGUUUAACUGAGGAGCCAUCUCUUUGUUCUUUCUUCUGAGGCUGCUGCUCCAAAAUACAAAACUUCCAAAAUGUCAAAUCUAGGGCCACUUUCCCAAACUACAGUAUCCUAGGGUUGGUUCCAGUUUCUGUGGGAAUUGCUAAAGCAGUUUACCUUGCUAUUGUGACCACUAAGUGUGUAUGUGCUGUCAGCUAUGAGACAGGAUUUACUUAGUACGGUGGAUCUGCCUCACUCUGAGCUACUCAGAAACCAACCACGUAAGAGGAAGAUUCAGGACACAUUAGUGAAAAAAGAAUAUUGCCAGUGGGUACCAUUGUCACCUAGGAACAAAAUAUUAAUUUAAACCUGAAAUUGUUUUUAAGACUCCUGUUUAAAGCACAAUAGACCCAAGUAUAAAUAUUCAGAAAGGGCUCUCCAGAAGAAUGGAAUCCUAAAGAGUAAUAUAUGUAUGUUUGUGUGCCUGUUGUAAUAAUUUGAUUAUAAGGAAAUUACAAGGGCUAACUUAUACUGUUUGAAUGUCACUCUUAAAAUGUUGCAUGACGUAGCUUCUAAGACCCAUGUAUUCCUGAAUAAAAAUAAAUCUACAUGACUAGACUUUGAAAUAAUGUGAUUUUCAAGAGGGAACUAUAAAACAUUGUGCUUUCAUAGUCUUACCCCAUCUGAAUUGAGGCUGUUACUGUCUGCCAAACUUACGCAAUGCUUCAAUAUUUUAGUGUCUUUUAGUUCCUUGAUAUUAUUUAUUUCAAAUCAAAAUUACCAAAAUGUCCAUUUUCACAAAAUGUUUCCAGUUUCCACUUAACAUAUUCUCCUUUGGUUAUAAACCACUGUUUUCCCUUGAUCUAUUUUGGCAUCUCUGGCAUCAAUUUUCCUGAUUAGUGGGGGGGCCUUUUGAUGAAAUAUUCUAGUUGGUACUUUUGAGCACAGGAAAGUUCAUUUUAGAGUAUCAUUUGAAAUGUUAAUUGCAGUCAUUAUUAAUUAUUUUCUUCUGGAACAUCUACUGUGAAGCAUUCAGAAAGCCCUAGAAUUUAGCCUUUACAAUCUCGUGGCAGGAUUAAAGCUGAGGUGGGCCCUGUGCUUCCUUAGAAAGGUCUAGGCAGAAACGCGGGGGAGAGUGUUGGGGUGUAGGCCCAGGUGAUGACAGCAGGCUUCGCCAACUUUUCUGUGACGCUUUCAUCAUCAGAGGAAAACAGUCAUUUCAAAUGGGUUGAUAUGUUAAUGUUCACAAUCUUAAGAAAAUUUAGAUGUAUAUGUUAUAUAGAAUAUAAAACUUUAUAUGUUCUAAACCGUAAAACCGGAAGUCAGCUGCAACUUACUGGGUGUGUAGGUUUAUUUGAGAUUUGCACGCACAAAUGGAAACAAGAAUUACUGUUUAUUGUAAAUCGUUUAAAAAAAUCAAACUAAAAAGUCUUUAAAAAGCUCUAUUGGAUAUAAAUUUAGGAAAUUUGCUUCCCAUCAAGACUGUAUAUGGAUCAAGCUAAAACUCUCUCUUCCCAGGUUAAGGUUUAUUUUUAAAAAUCCAAAUCAGAGAGGGCUCUGUUUUUGAGCUGAGGGAUAGACAUUUCAAAAAUAGAGGAAUUGGUACACUAGCAAUUUGCCUGGAAAGUGUUUCUCAAAAGAACAUGAGAUUUUCAAAUUCCUGUAGAUAAGGGCUCCACUUACCUCGUAUCUACAAUUACUUAGGGAAAAAAUGAGGAAAAAUCAGUCCAGUUGUUUAAAGUUUGUGUGUGCUGGGGAGGGUGAGUAAAGAGAGGAUUUUAGAAGACAUUUGAAGAGGUCCUUGGAUUGUUAAAGUGACAUCGUUUUCUGUAUAUUAACUACAGGCCAGUUCUGAAAUAAAAAUUAUGCUCUAAAAGUC
Messenger RNA from Pteropus alecto (black flying fox), 7144 nucleotides. It is a transcript of the gene PTPN21, whose product is annotated as protein tyrosine phosphatase, non-receptor type 21. Gene Ontology annotation, molecular function: protein tyrosine phosphatase activity. The record is from RefSeq and is a predicted model, not a curated record. NCBI's taxonomy places the organism in Eukaryota, Metazoa, Chordata, Mammalia, Chiroptera, Pteropodidae. The coding region runs from base 199 to 3735 and encodes 1178 amino acids. Gene Ontology annotation, cellular component: cytoskeleton. Gene Ontology annotation, biological process: protein dephosphorylation. The transcript has 18 exons.